AUGAAUGAUGAAAUUCCUAGUAACAUAAUCAAAUUUAUUUCAUAUGAUUUAAUAUACUGGAAAAACUUUUUUUUAAAAAAAGAAGAAAAUGAAAUUAAUGCAGUUGAAAUAAAUUCAACUGAUAGUUUACAAUUAAAAAAUGUAAAAAUAAAUAAUAAGAUAUAUGAUGGUAUAAUAAAGUUAGAUUCAUAUAAAUGCCCCUAUUUUUCUAAUAAUUUUUCCAUAUAUAAAGAAGGAAAAAAAUAUAUGGGAGAUUUUAAAAAAAGAAAAUUAACAGGUUAUGGAGAAAUUUUAUCAAAAAGUUCUCAUUAUAAAGGCUAUAUAAAUAAUGGGAAAAAAUAUAAAAAAGGAAAAUACAUUUUUAAUAAUAAAUUAAUGUACAAUGGAUACUGGAAAAAUAAUAAGAGAAAUGGAUAUGGAGUUUUAAAGUUUCUUAAUGAAGAAAAAAAAUUAAUAUAUAAAGGUUACUGGAAGAAUAACAAAAGAAAUUUUUAUGGAAUUCAAUAUUACAACAAUAAUUCUAUAUAUAUUGGGUUCUGGGAAGAAAAUAAUAAAUGUGGAUUUGGAAAAAUGAUUUGGUUUGUUAAUUUGAAAAAGGAUAAAAAUAAAUAUGUAAGCAUAUAUGAAAAUAUAAAAAAAAAUGAAAUACUAAAGGAGAAAAAAGAUGUAAAUUUUAAUAUAAAAUACAAAAAGGCAAAUAUUGUUGAAAAUAUAUAUGUUGGUGAAUGGAUGAAUGAUAAGCAACAUGGUUUGGGUACCUAUAUUUGGUUUAGAAAAAAAAGAAGUAAAAACAAAGUAGUUUUUCAAAAUGAAAAUUAUGAUAAAUAUUCAGGUUACUGGAAAGAAGGGAAAAAAAAUGGAUAUGGGAUUUUUUACUAUAAUAAUGGAAAUAAAUAUAUAGGAAUGUGGGAAAAUAAUAAAAAAAAUGGUUAUGGAUAUUUAUUAAAAGAAAAUGGUAUAUUAUAUAAGUGCUUAUAUAGGAAUAAUGAAUUGAUAUCAGAGAAAGAACUAAAUCCAACAUAUAAAAUAAAUUAUAUAUAUACCAAUUCAUUAUGUAAUGUCAUUGACUUAUUUUUUUUUAAAAGAAUAUAUAAUAUAACAAAUAAAAAUAUUGAAUUUUUUUAUAAAAUAAUAUAUAAAAAUUUUCAAUUUUUAGUAGAAAUUUAUAGUUCUUAUAAAAAGGGAAAAGAGAAAAAACAAAAAAAAGGUAUAUUCCAUAGUUUCAAAUUACGUGAUUUGAGGAAAAUGCUCUACAUAUCAAAAAUAAUUAAUACUGAUUUUACUUUGAAUUCUUUAAAUAAUUUAAUAAUUGAUUAUUCAUUUCUCAUUGAAGAAAAUGAAUUGGUUAAUUUAUUAGAUAUUAAUAGAAAUUUCGAAUUUUCUUUUAAUGAAAAAGAUAUAAUAGAAUUUUUUUUUGAAUUAAAUGAUUGUUUAAAUGUAUUUUCUCAAGAAAAUAUAUUAAAUAAAAAAAAUUCUUUUACUUAUAAAACUAAUGAAAAAAAAGAAAAUCAAGAAAAUGUAAAUUUAUUUACUUACAAUAGUGAUAAUCAUAAUAAAAAUUUUAAUUCUAUUAAUACUAAUAAUGAUGAAAAUACUAAUAAUAGCAAUAUUCAUAAUAUUUUAGCUGAUGAAAAAUUAGUUAUUCAUGAUGAAAAUAAUUUAAAUAAAAAUUCUAAUUAUUUAGAACAAGAAAACUGGAAUAAUUUAAAAUAUAUUUUUAAUCAUAUUAAAAAUAUUAUUUUCAAUAGUGAUUUAUUACUUCUAAAAGAUUGUACUAAUUUUUAUAAGUAUCACUACAGGCAUUGUUGUCAUCAAAACGAAAAUAAUUUUAUUUUAAAAAAAACAUUUUUUUUUCUGUUAAAAAAUAAAAGAAAAAAUAAUAAACAUUACUUAUAUUAUGUUUUAGUAAGCGUAUUUCAAUGUGUUCCUUUAUUGCAUCAGUUAUUUAAUAUAGCUAAGAGGUAUAACUAUUCUCAUUCAACUGAUAUUAAUAAUUUAAAUUUUUUUUUUAACAAUCAAUUUAGUAAUAAAGAGAAAAUUGGAUUAAAAAAAAAUUAUAUUCACAGUAAAAGAAAUAAUUUAAAAAAAAAUAUUCAUCUUUCAAACUUUUUUGAAAUAUUAAAAAAUAGAAGUUGUGUUACAUAUUUGAAAAAAUUAAUUAUAUUUAUUAUUUUAAAUAGAUGUUAUAUACAUAAUGAAAACAGAAAAAUAAAUUUUAAUUGUUUUAUAUUAACAUUAGUUCAUAUAUCUAUACGUUUUAAUACUUUAAAUAAUGUAAAUAAAACCUUGUCUAACUUGAUAAACUCAUUAAAAAGUUCACAAAAAGGUGAGUUAUAUAAUAAUAAUUAUCCUUUAAGAAAAAAAAAGAAAAAAAUUAAGAGAAAUAAAAACUAUUUUAAUAACAUAUCAAAUAAAUAUAAGAAAAUAUUUGACUCAAAUAUUAAUGCUGAAGAAUAUGUAGGAGAUUUAAAAAAUAAUAAAAAUAAGAUUUAUGAAAAAAAAACAAGUAAAAUAAAAUAUGAUAAACAUAAUUUUAAAGGAAAAAGUAAAAAAAGUCAAGAAACUUGUAGAGUUUGUUCUAUAUGCCAUGAUAUAUUAAAUAAAAAUUGCAAAAAAAAAAAUUGUAAGUUUUGUUUAAAAAGCAAAUUUAAUUUUUUAUAUGAUAAAAAAUGUGAUAAAGAAUUAAUAAACAUAUUGAAAAAUUUUAUUUAUUAUUUUAUGUUUUACUUUUUAAUAUUUGAAUCAAAAGAAAAGAAGAUUUCUAUUUUUAGUAUGAAGUUAAAUAUAUCAAUGAGAUUAGGAGAUAUAUUAUCGUUUUUGAUUAAAUUGAAGCUAUUAAAAAGAAAUAGACAUAAAAAUAAUGUAGAAUGUAUUAAUUUAACUCAUUUUUUAUCUAAUAAAAAAAAAAAAAAAAAAUUUAUUAUGUUAAAUGAGAUAGAUCAUAAAGAAUUUUUAUCAGAAUGCAAAAUGGAGAAUAGUAAUAGCAAAACAUACAGUCAAAAAAUUUAUUCAAAUAAAGACAAUAUAAAAAAUAUCAAAGAAAAAAACAAUUCCAAGUAUAAAAGUAUAAAAAAGGAUAAUAACAAAUUAAUAAAUGAUAGAAAUACAAAAAUGCUUUUCCAUGAUAAUAUUAUUAAGAAUAAAAAUAAUGAAUAUGAAAAAUGGAAAAGUAAAAAUAAAAAACCAAAAAAUGAUAAUAGUAAAAUUAAUAAAAGUAAAGUUAAUAAAAAUAACUUUAACAAAAAUGAAAAUAAUAAAAAUGAAUAUAAUGAAAGUGAAACUAAUAAUAUAAACCAAAAUGAAAAAAACAAAAAAAUAAUUUAUAAAAAGAAUUCAGUAAAAAAUCAAAGUUUUAACAAAUUUUCAAAGAUAUUCUACUUGUCUUUUUUUGAGAUAUUGUCAAUUUUUUCAAACAUACUGAAUUCAAGGAAUUUACAUUUAGUAAAUGAGUCAUGUGUUGAUUUGUAUUUAUAUAGGCUAAAAAAAAAAAUAAUAAAACAUAAAAUAAAUAAAUAUCGUUUAAAAAAUAAUAUAAUACAUUAUUUUAUGAUAUUAAAAAUAAACAGGGAGAAAAAUUUAUUAAAAUAUUCCAAUAAGACAAAAUAUAAAGUAUGUAAUAUGGCAUCAAAUAAUAAAAGAAUUAAUAAAAAGCAUAUAUAUAUAAAUCAUAAAAGAAAAAAUGAAAUAAAUAUAAAUACAACGGAUAAAAAAGGGAACUCAUUAGGACAAUUAAAUUGGGAACCUGUUUCUAAAAAUAAAAAUAUAUUGAAUAUUUUAGAUUUCUCUAAUUCUGAAAAUAUAAAAGGUAGAAAUGAUACUGAAAAAAAUCUAAAAUAUAUAGAAAAAAAAACUUCUCUAAUGAAAAAUGAACAAACUCCUAAAAAUGCAUAUAUUAAAAGAAAGAAUGAAAUUAAAAAAAAGUUGUAUUAUUUCAGAAAAAAUAUAUUUUCUCAUAAAAAUUAUAUCAGCAUAUUAUAUUACUUUAAUAUUUAUAUCACACCCUAUGAACUUUUCUUAUUUUUUUUAAAAUUUGUUAAAAUUAUAAAAAAAAAAAAUAAAAUUAAAAUUUCUUUCAAUGAUAUGCUUUAUUUUUUUAUAUUCUACAAUUUAUUGUAUAAAUCAUCUAUCUUAGCAAACAAAAAUGUAAAAUAUUAA
Plasmodium relictum is the source of this 4155-nucleotide messenger RNA. Its product is annotated as conserved Plasmodium protein, unknown function. Bases 1 to 4155 code for a protein of 1384 amino acids. The transcript has a single exon. The record is from RefSeq and is a predicted model, not a curated record. NCBI's taxonomy places the organism in Eukaryota, Apicomplexa, Aconoidasida, Haemosporida, Plasmodiidae.